This is a messenger RNA of Brugia malayi, 5394 nucleotides long. RefSeq names its product heavy chain, unconventional myosin protein 2, isoform a, putative (gene Bma-hum-2). NCBI's taxonomy places the organism in Eukaryota, Metazoa, Nematoda, Chromadorea, Rhabditida, Onchocercidae. The record is from RefSeq and is a predicted model, not a curated record. The coding region runs from base 1 to 5394 and encodes 1797 amino acids. Gene Ontology annotation, biological process: actin filament organization; vesicle transport along actin filament. The transcript is spliced from 40 exons. Gene Ontology annotation, cellular component: actin cytoskeleton; myosin complex; vesicle. Gene Ontology annotation, molecular function: ATP binding; actin filament binding; microfilament motor activity.
AUGAAUGGUUUUGCAACAGUUAAUCGAGGGAAGCUAUUUGCUGCUGAAAAUUAUAAGAAAGGUACACGUAUAUGGUUAAGAGAUUCAGAAAAAGUUUGGAUAGGUGGUGAAUUAUUAGAUGACUUUAAGUUUAAUUCACGAAAUAAGGUACAGCUACAAGAUGGACAGGUGACGGAAAUUAUGGUUGACGAAUCAGAAGAACUUCCAUUCUUACGUAAUCCAGAUGUGUUACUUGGUUGCGAUGAUUUGACAACAUUAAGUUAUUUGCAUGAACCUGCCGUUCUCAAUCAUCUUAGUUUUCGAUUUGUUAAACGAGAAGCAAUUUACACUUAUUGUGGUAUUGUUUUAGUAGCUAUUAAUCCGUAUGCAAAUUGUUCACAACUUUACGGAGAUGACGUUAUACAGGUAUAUCGUGGUGUUGGUAAACAAGUACGAGAACUUGACCCUCAUAUUUAUGCUGUCGCAGAAGAAGCAUUUUAUGAUUUAUCUAAAUUUGGUAAAGACCAAUCUGUUAUUGUUAGCGGUGAAUCUGGUGCUGGCAAGACAGUUUCUGCUAAAUUUGUUAUGAGGUAUCUGGCAUCAGUGGCAUGUUCAUCAUCGAGCAAAUCAUACGGCAGUAAACCGGUGGCAGGUAUUGAGGAUCGUGUUCUGGCAUCAAAUCCAAUAAUGGAAGCAAUCGGAAAUGCGAAAACAAUUCGAAAUGAUAAUUCUUCUCGUUUUGGAAAAUAUAUACAAAUUGAUUUCAAUGAUCAUUUUGGUAUUGCUGGUGCUGAGAUGAGAACUUAUUUGUUGGAAAAAAGUCGUGUCGUAUUUCAGGCAGAAAAUGAACGCAACUACCAUAUUUUUUAUCAGAUUUGCGCAUCACGAUCGCAUGCUCUUUUGAAAGACCUUAAACUAGGUGAUUGGCAUUCAUAUUUUUAUACGUGUCAAGGAAAUAGCGGUGAAAUAGAAACAGUUGACGAUCAGAAUGAUUUCCUACAAACGCUGGCUUCUCUUGAUCUUCUUCGAAUUUCAACGGACACUCAAAAGUCGAUACUUCGUUUGUUUACGGGUCUUCUUCUGUUUGGCAAUAUAAGAUUUGCUGAUAGAUCCAAUGAAUGUACAAAAAUUGAUCAAAGUAGUUCCGAUACAAUCAGUCAACUGUGUGGAAAGAUGUACGAAAUAAACGAAAACGAUUUAUGCAUGUGGUUAAUUGUUCGCGAAAUUAUUGCUGGAGGUGAAUCUGUUCGGAAACCACUGACUACUGCUGAAGCAGUAGAACGCCGGGAUGCGUUAGUUAAGAUUCUUUAUGCCGCAGCGUUUUCUUGGAUAGUUAAAAAAGUAAACGAAGCUUUGGGAGAACAAUUGAAAAACAAUAAAUCAAAAAACACUAAACGGUUCAUUGGAGUUCUCGACAUAUAUGGAUUUGAAACUUUGGAAGUUAACAGUUUCGAACAGUUCUGCAUUAAUUAUGCGAAUGAAAAACUUCAACAACAAUUUUGUCAGCAUGUAUUUAAACUUGAACAGUCGGAAUAUGAACGAGAGGAGAUUGACUGGAUACGGAUUGAUUUUUACGACAAUCAGCCAUGUAUUGAUUUGAUAGAAGGUAGACCUGGUAUCAUUGAUUAUCUUGAUGAGCAAUGCAAGAUGGGUCAGGGGACUGAUCGAGAUUGGUUAGAAAAAUUACGAACAUGCCAAAUGCUCAAAAAAACGCAACAUUUCCAGUUACCGAAGAUAAAAAAUCCAACAUUCAUAAUCAGACAUUUUGCUGCCGAUGUUACUUAUAAUGUGGAUGGUUUCUUGGCGAAGAAUAAAGAUACAAUAAGUCAACAAUUAAUAGCUGUUAUGAAGAAUAGCAAGUUUGACUUAAUGCGUGAGAUACUGGAUGUCGAGAAUGACAAAAAGUCAUUCGGACGUGGGACCAACUUUCUUAUACCUAAUACCGAGCAUUCCAUGAAGAAAUCCGUCUCUUUCCAGUUUCGUGAUUCAUUGCGUGAAUUAAUGGCAGUGCUAAGUACCACACGGCCACACUACGUACGUUGCAUCAAACCAAAUGAUGAGAAAUUACCAUUUACAUUCACACCUAAACGAGCUAUUCAACAGCUUCGAGCUUGCGGAGUUCUUGAAACGGUGCGUAUAUCAGCUGCCGGAUAUCCUUCAAGAUGGAUGUAUGAAGAUUUUUCUCGGAGGUACCGAGUUCUUUAUCCAGAAAAGAAGUUAUGGCUAGAAGAGCCAAGAAUUUUUGCAGAAAAAGCAUGUAAUAAAUAUCUUGAGAAUAAAAUGUAUGCUUUGGGUAAAACAAAGGUAUUCUUUCGAACUGGACAGGUAGCUUUAUUGGAAAGAAUACUUCACGAAAAAUUAGCAAAUUCAACAAUAAUGAUUCAGAAGAUUUGGAAAGGUUACAUUUGUCGGAAAAAAUAUCAAAAUAUCAAAGAAUCAUUACUGAAAAUUCAGCUUUAUUCACGUGCAUUCCUAAUGUACAGACGCAUGAAAUAUCUUCAAAUGUAUCGUGCUGCAGUUUGCAUACAAACUGCAUUUCGUCGCUACAUAGCACAGCAUCGUUACACAUUACUGAAAGCAGUUAUUAUCAUGAUACAAACUCAUUAUCGAGCAUCGCUUAUACGUCAAAAAAUAGAAAAGUUACGGCACGAGCAGAAAGCAAUCGUAAUUCAAAAAUAUUGUCGUGGCUGGCUAGUGAGGCGUCAUCAGAUCGAUCAUAACAAAAAGAUCGUCAUGAUACAAUGUCAAGUGCGACAAUGGCUUGCAAGGAGGCGUCUACGUGAAUUGAAGAUUGAAGCUCGAUCUGUUGGACAUUUGCAGAAAUUAAAUAAAGGCCUUGAAAAUAAGAUCAUUUCGUUGCAGCAAAAACUCGAUUUCAUGACUGCAGAAAAUGGUCGAUUAUGGACAAUUUCAGCAGAAGCUGAUAAAAUGCGGGUAGAAAUGGCGAAUUUGGAGACACAAAGAUGUGUACUGCUGGCUACCAAAGCACAUGCGGAAGAUUUGGAAGCAAAAGUGAAAUUAUUAGAAGCUAGUCGGAAAGAAGAAGCAGCAAAGAAUAUUAAAUUAGAGGAAGAACUACAAAAUACGAAAGAUAGGUUGAAAAUGGAAUUUGAAGAAACAAUUGCGAAAAUAAAUGCUUUGAACACUGAAUUGUCAAGUCUUCGUGCUCGUUACAAUAAUUUAAUGAAGCAGAAGAAAUUGGUGGAUGUUGAAUUAGCUAAAGAGAAGAACCGUUACUUGGCAUCGGAACAAGAAAUAUCACAGAUGCGUGAACAGUUGCUUGCAAAUGCUAAUCUUUUAGCUAGUCCAGCAUUAAGUCGAACUGGAAGCAUGCGACUUACACAAAAAAAUUUGAAUCAAUCGAUGUUGAUCGGUGAUACAAAUGGCAAAAUAGUUACCAUUGGCUUAGACAGUAAUGAGAUUGAUGAAGUGGUCCUCAUACUGAAGCAACAACAUGUUAUUAAUUCUCUUCGCUCCAAAAUGGAGCAGAUUUCAAGAGAAAACGAUCGUUUGAAAUCAAUAAUGGAUGCUAAUUUACUGGUCGAAAAUUUAGAUAAGCGAAUUGCUAUGAAGGCUUUUGAUGCACAGCGAAUGCAAGAACUUGAAUUGGCAUAUAAGAAGCUUAAAGACGAAGUGGAACGAUUACUUGAAGAGAAAGUGCAAAAUGGCUCUGAAGCAAUGAAUUUUCGAUCAUUUGUUGAAAAAAUAGUAGAAGAAAAUGAUAGGCGUCGAGAAGAAGCUGUUGAAUUACGAGCCAUAUUGGCUGCACGAUUUGAACAACGAGCUCAAGUUUCAAAUUCAUCACGUCCAGAUGGUGACCAAUGGUCUAGCAUACAAAGCGAUGAUAGUUCCUGCAGUGAUUUGGAUGAAGAAUUGAACUUAGGAAGACAAUGUCGCCAGUUGAAGUCACAUAUACAAAUGCUUUCGCGAACAAUCACUGAAAGGAAUGCAGAAAUUGAGCGAUUGGAACAGCGUUUAAAUGAAUUCACAACUUCAAAGAAAUCGACGGAUGACAGUCAUUCGACAAAAGAAACAUUAUCUGAUAUUCAUCAACAACUGAAUCAGUUGGCAUCUGAGAAUUUGAGUUUACAAGACAAAAUCAAUCGACAGUCCGAUGAACUGUCCGAAGUGAGAGCACAAUUACGUGGCUCUUCCGGACGAAUCACUUUUUCACUUGAUAAUGCCUCUGAUGCAGAUAUCAUUCGUUUGGAAAUGCUAAAGAAAGAUAAUGUUGAACAUUCUUCACUUCUAGAAGUUUUUAAUGUACCAGAAUUCACAAGAAUACUUGUUUGUGAUUUGAAACCACGACUUGCUCGUCUCUUAACACCUUGCUUGCCGGCAUAUCUUCUGCUUGCAGCCUUCCGAUACUAUGAUCAUAUCAAAGACGAAGCUGGUCUUACUGGUUUAUUUUCAGCUAUUCAUAUAGUGCUGAAGGAUACAUUAUCACAUUCAAAUGAUAUGGAUGUAUUAUCAUUAUGGUUGGUUAAUUCGUGGCGUUUAUUAAAUCUUUUACGACAGUACAGCGGUGAAAAUAACAAUGAAUGGUCUAUGGCCAAUUCUGAAAAGCAAAAUAAUCAGCGAAUGCAAAAUUUUGAUCUAAGUCCUUUACGAAAUCAACUUCGUGCUCGUGUUGAAGAAUCAUUUCAAAAUCUUUUAAAACGAUCUAUUGAACCAGUACUUUCACCAAAAAUAGUUCCUGCUAUAUUGCAACAUGAAUCGAGUCAAAAGAUGAUGAAUGGUAUCAGCGUAGAGAAUAAUGAACGACGACGGUCAAUGAAGGAGCAAAGUUCACAGCGUGCUUUAGAUGAUUUAAUUGAAUUACUAAAUUUCAUUCAAAACAAACUCAAAGUAUAUGGAGCAGAUUCUGUGCUAUUAGGACAAGUGUUCGGACAAAUGACCUACUGGAUUUGUGCACUAGCAUUAAAUCAUUUGAUGUUUAGAAAAGAAUUAUGCAAUUUCGAAAAAGCUAUACAAAUCAAACAUAAUGUUACCGAAGUGCAGUCAUGGCUUUCUGCAAAUGGACUAUCUGCACAUCGUGAAACUUUAGAACCGUUGGUGCAAGCAUCUCAUUUGCUGCAAUCUAAAAAAGAUGAAUCAAAUUUGGACACUUUAUGUGGUGAGAUGACCUCAAAAUUGAAGCCAAAACAGGUGAUGGCAAUAUUGCAACAUUAUGCUCCAACGGAUGGCUUUGAAGAAAGACGAUUGAGUCCUGAUUUUCUAAUUAAAGUUUCUGAAAGGUUAAAUGCCAGAACAAGAGCAAAUGGUGGAACAGAUGCUGAUAUUAAUACGCUGAUUAUGAUGGGUACUUAUUUAACACCUUUCAAUUCUGAACCAUUUGUUUAUUCGGAUUUUAACCUGGAAACAUUAUCGUUACCCACAUGUUUGCAUUUGCAAGCAAUUUGUAAGUUAUUAUAG